UUCCGCCGUUGGUUUUUGAAGCUGCGCGGGUUGCGGGCUCCGAGCGCGCACAUCUUGGGCGGGUUAGGACCCAGAGCAUCCCACGGACCUGGCGCUGCGCUGCAGCUACCGCUGCGGAGGCGUGCUCUUCUGCAGCACCGCGCCAUCCCAUCCUUCCAUUCAUUCCUCCCUUGCUCAGGGCUCGAAAACUUCGUUACCGUUGGUAUUUUGAACUGGAUAAUUCCUUGGUUUGUUUACUCGCGCGUGCGUGUGUUUGUGUGUGAUCCUUUUGCUAGAUGUUUAGCAGCGUCCCUGGCUGUAUCCCUUAAGAAACCCCGGAUCAUCCUUCCUCCUGGGUCUUAAUAAACCAGAGCGUGUCCAGGCUUUGCCAGCUGACACCUGUGGGGCAAAUUGCCGCCGCUUUUCUCUCUUGAGUUGAGAAUCUUAACCUGCGUCACAUUUUCACGGAGCUUCUAGUGAAGCAGCUGCGCAUGUCUCAGUCACUGCGGAGACCCAGGUGUCCAAAGGGACGUCAGGUAACAUGGUGGGCGCCUGAUGGUUAGCAAAGAAGUAAAUGACAUCACUGUGUGGCGGGUCCUGAGUUCCUUCAAGACUCUAAAUUGGAUUCCCGGAGGCGUUGGUAGUUUGCUGUGCGUAGAUAGUACCUGUUGGCAGGUCAUACGUACUCAGAUAGUCUACACGGGGCUGGAUUCCCGCUGGUGACACAAUGCAGGCGUCAGUGCCCUCGAACAUGCUGACAGCCGUCUCCCCAGGCCCUCCUGCUCUGGCUUCACUGGAACAAAGCAGGGUCCCUGGAAUGGAUACUUCUAGGGCCCAAGAAAGGCUCUUGAGAGGCUAUGCUGAUGACCUAGAUUCUUUCAGGCAGAAGUUCAGGUGGUUUUGUUACUCACAAGAAGAAGGGCCCAGAAAAACCCUGAACCAGCUCUGGGACCUCUGCAAGCAGUGGCUGAGACCAGACGUUCACACCAAAGAGCAGAUCUUAGAGCGGCUCGUGUUUGAGCAGUUCCUGAGGGUUUUGCCUGGAGAGAUGAGGAUUUGGGUGAAUUCUCAGCAUCCCAAGAGUAGUGUGGAGGUGGUGACCCUGGUAGAAGAUUUGAACCAAACACUUGAAGAAAGGGAAGAUCUUAGCACUCAAGAUUCUGCCGUGUGCAAAGUGGAGGAUUUGGAAGAAGAGGAGAUGGUGGCUGUUCCUCCGAAUGCGGAGCCACGUGAAGCGGUAACAUUUGAGGAUGUGUCUGUGAACUUUACCAGAGGGGAGUGGAAGAUGCUGGAGCCGUCUCAGAGGGAGCUAUAUAAGGAAAUGCUGCUGGAAAACUUAAGGAACCUAGAAUUUUUGGGCUCUCCAGUUUCCAACUUUGAUUUGAUUUCCCAGCUGAAGUGGGUUAAGUUGCCAAGGGUACUGGAAAAAGAAAUCUCAAAAGACCCCAGACCAGAGGGUGAGUCUAGACGUGAACUGGAUGCUUUUCUGGAAGACCUCACUUUAGAGAAGACAAUAGAUUACUGCUUUAGCGAUAAUGGCUAUGGCUUGAAGGCAGAAUUCCAGAAACGAUAUGGCAAGUCCAAAAAAGAUCAUAGCAAGCAGAGUAGCCAUCAGAGUAAAGAUUCUGACUCAAAAAAGACUCCCUCUGGAAAGAAUUUGAAACAAACUUCAGACGCAGCUAAACAUCGAGGAACCUGCUUAACAAAGAAGUUUCAUGGGCCCAAGGAAGGCAAGAAGUCCUUCACCUUUCACUCAGAUCUUGUGACCCGCAAAGAACAGGGUACAGAAAAGUCACGGAAAUGCAGCGGAAGCCAGAAAGGCUUGGUUUACUCUUCAUCUCUUACCAAACAUAAGAGACAGCCGAGAAUUGGCUCGUUGAGCAAGACCUACAAGUGUAGUAAGUGUGGCGUUGCCUUCACUCCAAACUCAUGGUAUCAUAGUAAAAGCUCGCAAUGUGAAAAAUGCCAGAAGAAUUUAUUUCAAGGGGAAACGUCAAAUAAAGACAAAGGGCCAGCAACUAAAGAGCCCAGUAAGUGCAGGAAAUGUGGGAAAGCCCUUGGCAAUAGUUCCCAACGCUCCAUGUGCACUGAAUGUAGAGAAGCUCACAAACCUCGGCCAUCGAAAUCCCACAAAAAACGCGACGAGAAAGGAAAGCGGUACAAGUGUGAUGAAUGUGGGAAAUACUUUGUUGGUUUACAAGUUCUCGAGAUUCAUCAAAGGAUCCACACGGGAGAAAAGCCCUAUGUAUGUAAACACUGUGGGAGAUCCUUCAAUGACAACUCGUCAUUUUUUCAACACCAGCGAAUCCACACCGGAGAGAAACCAUACACGUGUAAGGAGUGCGGGAAAUCCUUCACGCUUAGCUCCUCCCUUUCAAAACAUCAGAGGAUCCACACCGGAGAGAAGCCGUACAAGUGUAAGGAGUGUGGGAAAGCCUUCAGACAGAAUUCUUGCCUUACUCGGCAUCAGAGAAUCCACACUGGCGAGAAACCGUACGUGUGCAAGGAUUGCGGCUCGUCCUUUAGCCUUUUUAGUACUAUCCUCUAUCACCAAAGACUUCACGCAGGAGAAAAGCCCUACAAAUGUACCCACUGCGACAAGGCCUUCCCUACUCACUCCCGCCUCGGCCGCCAUUUGAGAUGUCACACCGGUGAAAAGCCAUACAAAUGUAAAGAGUGUGGGAAGACCUUCAGACAGAGCUCAUCUCUUAAUUUACAUCUCCGAAGUCAUACCGGAGAGAAGCCCUACAAAUGUGAUUUCUGUGGCGCCGCCUUUACGCGGAGCACGAUCCUCGUUGAACAUCUGAAAACACAUACAAAACAUGAAUGUAAAAAAUGUGGUAAGAAAUGUAAAAGUCGGGCAGCCAGCCUUAAACAUUGCUGUACUGAGUAAUUCUGGGAAUUGUAGUGG
Messenger RNA from Microtus ochrogaster (prairie vole), 2890 nucleotides. RefSeq names its product zinc finger protein 483 (gene Znf483). Gene Ontology annotation, biological process: regulation of transcription by RNA polymerase II. Gene Ontology annotation, cellular component: nucleus. Lineage: Eukaryota; Metazoa; Chordata; Mammalia; Rodentia; Cricetidae. Gene Ontology annotation, molecular function: DNA-binding transcription factor activity, RNA polymerase II-specific; RNA polymerase II transcription regulatory region sequence-specific DNA binding. The record is from RefSeq and is a predicted model, not a curated record.